AUGGAUCGUUUAUUGGAGCGUUGUCGACAAUAUUUCUCCACUGAAGAUCUGUAUAAGGUGUUAAAAACACAUCCGAAAAGUACAGCCAAAGAAGGUAUUAGUAUCGUGUGAUUUCAUUAUUACAGUUGUAUUAGACAUUGCAAAUUAUUUAACUAUUACUCAUGUUUCGUUUAGUUCGCAAAGCGUAUAUUGAGUUGUCAUUGAAAUAUCAUCCAGACAAAGUCUCAGAAAAUGAAAAAAAGUUUGCCACGGAAAAAUUUAAAGUAAUCAAUCAAGUGUACUCCAUUAUUAAUGACGAGGAGAAAAGGAAAAGUUAUGAUGCCGCUGGUAAGCUUUGUAUUAAACAAAUUUUUAUACUAAUAGGUAAUUCCAAACAUGUAUAAUUUUUUAACUAUAAAGUUAUACGAUAGAAACUGUAAAUAGAAAAUGUAAUUUGUUAGUUAACUAAUGGCUGUUAAUGAAAAAUGUAAUAAUUAUAUAAUCAUAUAGUAUGAAAAUACUUAUACAUUAUAAAUGCUAACUCGAUUAUCAAACUGAAUGCAAAUCACAAAAAAAUAUAUAUAUUUUGAAAUACUGUAGUUUUAGUCAGUUAUAAUCAAUAGUGACAUACCUAUAACCACAGUUUAAUGUCCACAUUUUUGGUAAACAUAGUAACUUGUCAAUAAUUUGAAAUGUUCCAAUUUACUCAUUAAAUUUAAAUUUUAACGUUUUUAUGGGAUAAAGAGUAGUAUUUUAUGAUGUGGAUACUUUUGUGUUAUUUAGGUAUUUUACAAAUACUCAUAUAAUAUGCAAUAUAAUGUAAUUUUUUAUUUUUUAUUACACUUCAAAUACAAAUUAUAUUAAAUAUGCUUAAAAUAAAAUGUUUUUAUCAGAUAUCUAUUAAUAUUAUAGAAUUUCAGGUUUUUUAUUUUAUAAUGAAUUCUUUAGUUUCUAAAUCAAUUUUAUUUAUUAUUGGAUUUUCUAUAUUGAUAAAAAGUAGAAAUGAGAUAAAAUAUACAAAUUUUAUUUGAUGCAAAUUCAAAAAAUCAUCCUUGACAUCCUUGAGGAUAUUUUAAAAUACUUUAAAAAUUAUGUUACUUAAUAAAAUUAACCAAAAUACAAGAUCCAAUGAUUGUGAUACAUUUUAUUCAAUUGUCGCUUAUCCUCCAGUCUCCAUAAUUUUUGUUAUUCCAAACGAAAUAUGUUAUAAUAUAUAUUUUUUUUAUUUAAUUGUGAAUUUAAUGCACUUGCAUUUUUUUUUAUUUUAUUGUAAAAGAAAAUGGAAUGAUUAUAAUGUGUUAUGUGUGAUCUGUAAUUAAAAUAUGGAAUCAUAUUUUGCAUUUUUUUUUCUUUUUUGGCAUUUAAUAGAUUAGACCAUAUUGUGUAUAAAUGCACGUAUCACAAUUUCUGCAUAUUAAUGAAAUUGUCUUAAUAUUUUUAUUUAUAUGGUCACUCCUGUCUAAAUUGAUAUUAAAUGUUUCUGUUUAAAAUAUAAUGUUUAAAGUUUACAAUUUUUGAUUAGCUUUUGAUAAGUGCCCUGCUUUGGUUGUCGCCCAUAUUACGAACAGAGAGUUUUUAAUAAUAUAAUACAAAAUAAAAUAAUUAUAAUAUAACAUACUAUAUGAAUGACUGACAUUUAGACAUUGUGUUUACCAUUAUCAUUCAGUUAAUGUAUACAAUUAUACAUUUAACUUAUAAUAAUUUACAACAGCAGUUUCAAAAUUGUUUGUGAUUUAUUUUGUAAAUAUUAUUCCAACAGUUGCCAGCGGCCAGCUAAGAAAACAAUCUUCCAGCUGGCAGUCAAGAGCACGACCUACCUUCCAAUCAGCAAAUACAUCCAGAGUACCAUUCAAUAACCUUCAUUUAGCCUUCUCUCAGUUUUUAGAAAACCAGAAAGCAGAAACAAGCAAUAUGGAUGAGACACUGGACAAUGGUAAUGUCUUGCACAGGUUUAAGGAUAAUCGGGCCAAAAUAUAUUUUUAUCCAAGAUGUAAUAUUCCAAAAUAUUCUGAAGAUUAAUAAAACAUUAAGCAUAACUCUUAAAAAAAAAAAAAAAAAAAAACUUAUCAAAAGUAUUAGUAGAAUAAAUAAAAUAAAUAAAUAAUAAGUAGAAUUAAAACUAGUAAUUAAAUUAUUGAUUUCCAUUUCAAACAUGAUUUAAAUCACCUAUUCUAAAUUUUGAAAUUGAUACUAUUAUAUAUUAAUCACGUGUAGUCUUGUGAUUAGAUAAUUGAACUAAACUAAAACACAUUAGUUACCAAAUAUUAUUUAUAAUUAUUGUUAAAUAAAUAGAUAUAAAAUGUAUGCACCACAAAUUGUAGAUAAUGUGAAUUAAUUGCAUUUACACAUUGAUCAGUAUUGAUUACAAUUGAUGUUAGAUAAUAAACUCGUUUAGGAAAUCAUGAGAGUUAAUAAAAUAUAUAAUGGAAUAGGUUGUAGGUAACUUUGGAGAUGCAGCUGCCCACGCUACAUCUUCUAUAGACACAUUUAUGCCCGAAAUAUCUAUCAUUUAUUUAUUUUUUUUUAGGUUAAUAAGGGACCAGACUAAUAUUUAACUGAUCUAAGUCCACCAAACAAUUCACCUUAUGUCAUAAUAACCAGUAUAAACGUUUUUUUAUGCGCUUAUGAAACUGACAUCUAGAUUCUAGAAGACCCUACCUAUUAAAACCAUUUAUCGUCGUACAUGCUCAGAAAUUACAAGACGCAUGGAUAAAAUAUAAUUUUUGAUUAGCUUUUGAUAAGUAUCCUGCUUUGAUUGUUGUCCAUAUUACAAACAGAGUUUUUAAUAAUAUAAUACAAAAUAAAAUAAUUAUAAUAUAAUAUACUAUAUGAAUGACUGACAUUUAGACAUUUUGUGUCCUAUGAUCAUUCAGUUUGCAUAUAAAAUUAUAUAUUUAACUUGUAAUAAUUUACAACAGUAGUUUUAAAAAUGUUAGUCAUUAAUUUUGUAAAUAUUCUUCCAACAGCUGAUGAUACAGAUGAUAUAACCAUAGAGGCAUUAAUUGAGAGACGAUUAAGGAAGAAAGAAAAAUUUGCAAGCUUUCUCGCGAGUCUGUCUAAAAAUUUAGAGAAUCCGGAUGCUGACCCUGAAAUGUAUUGA
Molecule: messenger RNA, 3079 nt
Organism: Cinara cedri
Lineage: Eukaryota; Metazoa; Arthropoda; Insecta; Hemiptera; Aphididae
Source: the annotation of a GenBank genome assembly